Chara braunii is the source of this 5049-nucleotide messenger RNA. Lineage: Eukaryota; Viridiplantae; Streptophyta; Charophyceae; Charales; Characeae. The record is from the annotation of a GenBank genome assembly.
GAGCUUCUUCGAUGACUGGGAGAGAUUGGUGCCGCCAGCCAGGUGUUAAGAUGUGCCGCGGGAGCAUCGUAUUUCGAUGCCAAUAGCGUAUGUUGGCGAUAAGGAGGACCGCACUCAAACUUCAGAAUUGUCGACAGAUGUUUCUACGGAGGGUGCGACUGGAGGGCUUGACCCUAACUACGUUCCUGAGCAGCAAGACCCCUCAGAUGCUUAUGAAGAAUCCGAGCCAGAAGGUGAAGCUGUCGAACGCAGACAUGUGGAGGGGGCGGUCGCCGAGGUGGCUCUGGCUCCAGUAAGUGCUAUAAAUGAGCCGUCGCCCCACGAGGGAGAGGUCGCCGACAUGGCUGAGGCUCCAGUAAGUGCUACAGAUGAGCCGUCGACUAGGGCGAAGACGACUAGAGUUAGUACUACUAUUGGACAUCCUGUGGUUGCGGAGCAGCAAAGGGUUGGGGAGACGGGUAAACGACCUUUUGCGGUGGGAGAAAAGAGAAGUGGAAAAGAAUCUGGCAGCGAGGGGGCUGGAGACGAAGACACCCCUCGUUUAUCUUCACAGAAGAAAAGGAGAACAAGUACCCCUCGCCAGACAUCUGACAAGAAAAGAAAAUCGGCGGGAAAGAACCCGGAAACACCGAAGGCGAGACGGGGAGGUGGAUCGGGGGAAGGGUCAUCGAAAGGCAAGCGGGCAGGAGCAGAUGAAAAUGACAGUGAGGACGACAAGGAAAAGGUUGUCGAUCUGGACGCCGGGUACUUUCUGGAAUGGAAAGAGGGUAUAAAGAAAGAUGUCACUCUUUCUAUCAACCCGGAGAGGGUAUUGCAGUUGCCGGCGUGGGAAAGGCCGUACAAUCAUCGUUCGAUCGACCCAACACACACGACAUAUAUAUUGCGGUCUAUGAUGGAUGCCUUCAAGAAGAAAGGAAAGACGUACGAGAAGCCAAUUUUGAAAUUGGCGCCAAUCGCAGGGCUUCCUAGCCCCGGACGGAAGGUUGUUCGUGUGACCCCGGACAAAUUCAAUGUGGAGAACCCGAACGAACACUGGUACUACGCUGUCAGCGGGCAACACAAUGUCAAGGUUGCGCUGGAGUUGAGAAACCACGAGAUUUGGGAGAAACAUACCUUCUACGACUGGCCCUUCAAGCCUUUGUACUUCGCCGACGAGGACUUUGACGGUUAUACGCAGAUAAGCGUGAACGAGAAUAGGAAGGACAAGUUAGCCCCUCCUCGGGCUCAGCGGCUGUCAAUGAUAGACAUUCGUCAGGAGUGGAAUAACUUGAAGCGUCCUUGUGCUGUCUCCGGCAAUAUAAAGUUCAAGAAGGAUUUGAUGCGGAAAGGCAAGAAGAAAAGGAAACAGGAGGACCUCGACUUUUUCGUCCAGGUGAAUGAACCCGACGUGCAUUGUUGGAAAGACUUGGGGGAUUUUACAGACGCGGAGAAACGUCAGAUCCUGCGAGGGUUGCUGGACUUGGAUAUUGUCUGGGUGCAGCAAGGAAGCAAGAAGCUGAUUGAGCAGGGAAAGGUUGGGAUGAAAGAUGCUUGUGAAAUGGUCAAGCAAGAUCGGAUGUUGCUCCGGCUGUGGCAUAUUGUGCAAUUCCAGCAUGAGGGCCGCGACAACGAUGAUUGGAAUGCCUCCUUUUUUCGGACAAAGGAGCAAUUGAUGGCAGAGUACGCCUCCAAGGGACUGGACGAGAAAUUGUGGGCGGGCUGCAAGAAAUGGGUCACAUAUCACUCGUACCUCAAGGAAUGCCCCCAGUAUCUCGGCUGUCCGAGUGAUAAGGACGUGGCGGCAACGAUGAAGUUGGUUAAUCACGAGAAGUUUCCUAUUGAAUGGAAGCGGGUUGUGUUGUCCGUGCUUAAAGGCGAACGUGGCAAGACAGAAGAGGGGCCGCAAGCACUGGGAGAAUGCACCACCAUCAAAUGGAAGCAAACCAAGCAAGUGACAACCCUCGCACCAUUUGCUUACGACGCCUUCACGGCUUUUCUAAGAAAAGAUGAGAUGAGGAAAGUUGUGACGCAGCUGCGAUGCCACACUUGCAUCAUUGACUUUUGCGAUCCCGUCGACCGACCACGUUGGAAUGACGAGGCUUUCCGAUCAUUGGCGGCAUUCCUUGAAGCUGUGUGUCCUGAUUUUUGGACUUUAAUUGCUUUUGUUCCCAGGCAGUGGGACCUUUCCUUCAUGGGUCUUCUCCACAUUCUUCUUGUCACGAAUGGUUGUGCAGGAAAAUGGGUUUGGAGGAGUCAAGUUAAGAAGCACUACCAAAUCGGGAACAGUGUGUGGGCCGACGAGGACAGGAUGUUUGUUUUUUUCCACGGGGAUGAUCUGAAGCUUAACACCCCGCCGACAUAUGAGGGACGAUUGCCGAACGAUGACGCUGCAGCUCUUGGGAAAAGGCAAAAGGUGACACCCUCGGACAUUGCCGAAACACAGUUCACGGCCACGACGUAUGCAUCGGCAGGCGUGCACCACCUGAAGGGGUUCGUCUAUAAGAAAAUGGAGCGCAACCCGGGUAUGUUAUCGGGUCACAUGGAGUUCUUCUGCCCAGUCGAGAAUGCAGUUAUGUUCAUCGGCAAAGCACACGCCCAGGUUGUGUGGCAUCUCCUCAAAAGCGGGCGCCAUGUUGUGGCCAUCGAGGGAGACACAAAGCUCCUCAACUUCUUGAUGACAUUUGUUGCGCACGAGGUGCACACGGGUGUGGACAACUGUGAAUUCUACCAAGUGCAGAAAGAGGUCGACCAUGAUCCACACAGGAACAUGUGGCUCAAGCUGUCAGCUGAGAAAAGGGCGAAUGUAUACAAGUUUCUGUUCCUCGACACAAGACCGAAACUAAGAUUCGAGGACGACUACAAGUGCCGCCGAGAUGUCGUGAUUGGUGCAUUGGAUGGCUUUCAUGGUGCUUCUAGGGAGGCUGCGGCCAACUUCGUGGAGAAACUUGAGGAAUGUUAUUUCGACAAUGGCAAGGUGGAACUUACAUUAAAUUAUUACAAGGCUCAGUUCACUGAAGAGGACAAUUUCAACGCAAACGAUGAGGAAGAAGUCAGCGAGGGUGAGGAGCCUUUGGAUUUAGAGACGGUAUAUCAGAAAUAUACUGCAGUUCUUGAUGGCGAAUGGGUUAUGGCGUUCAAUGAUAAGGGCGAAUGGAAAUCAGAACCCYGUUUGUCCAAAAAGGUAUUUGAAGAGGCCGCCCUCCAAGCGGUUAUCGACCAUGUCGCAGAGGUAAAYUGUCGUCAACCAGACGACCUUGUSGUCAGAAUGUUCGGAGAGCAGACAUUCGAGAUUCUUCAGGAGCACAACAUGUUGGAGCUCUGUCGUGACUUUUAUUACCUCGAAACAAGUCCAAGUUAUGAAAGCAAAAUUGACUGGCAUAUUCCGCCGCCUGCCCCAACACGAGGAGAGGGAGCUGGACGGGGCGGCCGUGGAGGAGAUGACGAAGGAGGGGACGAAGGAGGUGAGGAUAGAACCUGCGGCGGCGGUUACGGACGACCCGCGGCGGCGGUUACGGGUGACAACAGAGGGGGCGGCGCACGGCGCGGAAAUGCUACGAGCCCGGGAGGGGUCACGAUCGCAAGCGGUAAGGGUGCUAUGGCUUCAGUAGAAGGUGUGAGCUCACAAACUGGGCAGGGAUCACCGCAGGUUGAAUCUCCACUGCCGACCCAUGCGCUGCAAGCUGCUCAACUCGUUGGGCAAGUACAUGGCUCAUUUCCCGGCAGCGGAUGUAUCCGCGGCACAGUCACGACCGAUGGUGGAAUAGGUGUCAUGGCUUCAGUAGAAGAUGCGGAGUCGGUUGACGUGGCUUCCACCAAGGAUCCAGGACGCGACACUCGGAAGUGCGAAGUUGUUACGGAUGCCACUUUCCUUCGUGGAGAGAAUGUGGUGGAAGAAACUGUAGGCGGAUCAUACUCCCCCAGAAGGACAGAUUCUCUUGCGAGUCCUUGUGCAACUGGGUCUGAGGUGGAUAAGGGGCAGGUUGGCCUUUUUUCUGCCAGCCCCGGAUGUAUCCGCCAUCCAAGCGGGCGCGUCAGUGUGGAGCAGAAUGAGGACUUAGCUGUCGGAAGCAUUUCAGCCGGUGGCGGAUAUAUCCGCUCCUCGACACAUCAACUCAGCAGCACCGACGACAUCCUUGCCCUGGGUAUGGAAGACCAGGAGACUGCACCCUUUGACACACAUUACGGUGGUUCCGAGGGCAGACAUGUCCCUCUGACAAAUGCACCGGAGGAACAUGCACACGGGUCAUACAAGGGGCGCGGGCUGCGUGAUGGAGUUUUUUUAGCUGGCGCCGGAUGUAUCCGCCGUCCAGGGCUUCGUGUCAGUGCAGAGCAGAAGGAGGAGUUAGUUGUCAGACCCGUUUCCACCAGCGGCGGAUCUAUCGGCUCCUCGAUGGAGCAGCCACGUAGCAAGGAUAACACCCUUGCCGUGGAUGUGGAAGACCAGGUGACUCCACCACCUGAUACACGUUGUGGCGGUUCCCAGGGCAAGUAUGUCUUGCAGUUAUGUUCAGGGUUUCCUGACAUACGGCCCUCCAAAAUCCAUAUGGCCACAGUCGUGUCGGGCGACUGCAAUGAGGACGAGGACGUCACCAUGCUCGAAGUGGAAGAGUUGUCUGUCCGUCGUCCGAUCGAAGAUGAUCUUGUCAAGACACUCUUCCACAAUUCCCCCAUUGUCAUAUCUCCCUCUUCACAAUUAUUGACUCCUCAAGAUGAAGUUUUUGCCAUCCGUGGGAGUGGUGGGACAGCUGGUCGUCCUUUAGAGUUGUGCCCCGAUGCUCCGGAAAAAGUUGUUUGCCUCAUCGAUGCGGACAUUAAGGACUUGUUCCGACUUCCAUCCCAGUUAGAUCGCAUUAUGGCAUCGGCGCAGACUGAAGAGUCGGCCAUCUCCUUCAUGUGUCGUGUGGAGAAACUCGGAAGAGUCUCUCACAAAGACGAAUAUGCCGCGAUUGUCGAGAAGGGAUUUUCAGAUUGUAGAAGCGGCGGGUAUGAGUUCUGACACAUUUGCGAAGUUGCACAUCAAAGUUUGCAAGAAAUGCGCCAUUUCUCCGCUUCCUGGAACCGCACCAUACU